Messenger RNA from Knipowitschia caucasica, 414 nucleotides. The record is from the annotation of a GenBank genome assembly. NCBI's taxonomy places the organism in Eukaryota, Metazoa, Chordata, Actinopteri, Gobiiformes, Gobiidae.
AUGCAGAGGGAACACCAGUGUGUUCAACCUGAGAAGCCUCGCCCCAAAACGCUCUCUUCCCUCCAGAACUCUGUCCAGAACGCUGUCCAGAACUCUGUCCAGAACUCUGUCCAGAACGCUGUCCAGAACGCUGUCCAGAACGCUGUCCAGAACACUGUCCAGAACACUGUCCAGAACGCUGUCCAGAACGCUGUCCAGAACGCUGUCCAGAACGCUGUCCAGAACGCUGUCCAGAACUCUGUCCAGAACGCUGUCCAGAACGCUGUCCAGAACGCUGUCCAGAACGCUGUCCAGAACACUGUCCAGAACACUGUCCAGAACACUGUCCAGAACGCUGUCCAGAAAGCUGGAGACUGGUGGAAUAGGAGCCCUGGUUCUUUGGCUAUGCACGGGUUCCUUAAAGCCCAAUUUUGA